AUGUUCAGUGCGCUGGGCCUGUGGGAUGAGACUGAGGACCAGGAGACUCAGCACGACAAGCCGCUCAGGACUGAGCGCGCACACGGCGCGCGUCAAAGCACACGCGGGGACGUCGCUCACAAUGAAGCCGCACUGAGCCACACCUCGGAGCCUGAGAGCCCAGUCGCCGAGGGCUGGGACACCGUCCAGGCCGUCUGUGAGACCUUCGGCACGGCUUCGGCGGCCCUUGGCGAGGCCCUCGACGUGGGCGCGGCGGCCGCGCGCGGCCCGCCCGCCCCGGGCGGCGAGGCAGCGGCCGUGACCUCGCCCGAGGAGCCCGCGCGGGCCGCCCUCGCAGCGCCGCUCAGCGGGGGCUCGCGGAGCCCGCGCGUGGCUGCGGGCCGGCAGCUCCGCGAGCUCCUCGCGGGCGGAGCAACGUCGCCCGGCUCCGCCGGCGGCGCGGCCCCAGGAGCGCCCCGCGGCCGUUGGGGCGCCAGCGGCGGCCCGGGCUGGCACGGCUCCUCACUGCUAGAAGGUGCGCUCAUCUGGGAGGAGGCCACGGGCGCGGGACGGCGCGCGGCAGGCAGUGAGCGCGAAACGGGAGCCGCAGGAGGCGCGGAGUGUGCAGUGGAGGAAGACCGCCUCGUGCCUGUCCGGCUGGGGCACGAGAAGCCACGAGGAGACCUCGGGCCGCGAGCAGCGGCCCGCCCGCAGGAGCGAUCGCCGAUGCCGCGGGUGAGCGCCUGGGCGCUCCCAGGCGCAGGUCGCCCGAGGUGCGAGCAGCACUGGGGGCGGGCGUGGCGACCCCGAGGCAGAUCGCCCUCCGCAGCCAGAAGCUCAAGGGCAGCAGGGAGGCCGGAGCUCUGA
Molecule: messenger RNA, 846 nt
Organism: Prorocentrum cordatum
Lineage: Eukaryota; Dinophyceae; Prorocentrales; Prorocentraceae
Source: the annotation of a GenBank genome assembly